Molecule: messenger RNA, 4520 nt
Organism: Carassius auratus (goldfish)
Lineage: Eukaryota; Metazoa; Chordata; Actinopteri; Cypriniformes; Cyprinidae
Exons: 11
Coding region: 2971-4251 (426 amino acids)
Source: RefSeq, a predicted model, not a curated record
AUUCGUUCAUUUUGCUGAACGAGACUCAAAAGUCCGAGUCGGUAAAAUGAUCCGAACUUCCCAUCACUAGAGAACAACAUGCUUUUCUGUCUGUCUCUUUUUCAACUGCCUCUGCCCUUUCCGGCAGCUAUCACAUGAGCCACUGAAACAACGUUCUUAAAGGGGCAGCACCUAACAGUAUGAAUGAAUACCCAGACAGCAGGUGACUCCGAGCCGGAUCCGUAUUUAAACCGGCAAAUCCGCGUUACAACCACCUCCGUUCCACUGCUCUAAUACGGAUCCAGCCCGUGUCCGGGUUUUAGUAGGCGGGAACAACCGUCGCAAAGCAGAUUCGGGCCGUAUCUGUGAUACGAGCGCGCGAUUUUUCUUUCUGCAGUUAGAAGAGGCCAGUCGGCACUCGAAAUCCUACACUUCAGACUUCACAAAGACACAAUGAAAAGGAGGGAACCGCCUUUGACAAGCUCUGGAGUCAGACGGAGGGCUCGUAUUUCCCUCGAGAAACGACUUCAUGACAUUGCAGAAGACUGUCUAUUAGAAUCAGAACCAACUCAAACUCAAAAAGUUGAAACAGAUUCCAUCACAAAUGACACCCAAAGCAACAAUGACUCUAGACUCCCUCAGAUAGAUGACCAUUUAGAUUUUGUUUGCACAGAUGAUAUUGGAGAAGUGACAGAAAGACAACAUGUUUCAGAGUCUGAUUCUGAAUCAGAAUCUGAAUUUGCAGAUGAGCCAGUCAGCCUUGUUGAAAGUUUAGCCAAUUGGUCUGUACAGUUUGGUGUUUCUUUAGUAGCCCUCACAGCCCUCCUUACUUUGUUGAGAUUGUACCACCCAGAAUUGCCUAAGGAUGCUCGAACCAUCCUUAAAACAAAAACUGAAUACAAAAUCCAACAAAAAUGUGGUGGUUUGUAUCAUUAUAGAGGAAUUCUGACAGCUAUGCAUAACACCCUGAACCACCUAAUUGGAAAGAUUGCAGAUGGCUUUACUUUUAGAUUGCAAAUCAAUAUUGAUGGUUUACCCUUAUUUAAGAGCUCUAAUUUACAGUUAUGGCCCAUUUUAGGACUUCUCUUGAGUUUCCCAAUGAAAGAACCUGUUGUCAUUGGGCUUUUUAGUGGUACUAAAAAACCAAAUGCCCCUGAUGAAUUUUUGAGAGAUUUUACCCAUGAGUUAAAGCAGUUGCAGGAAGGGUUCUUUUUCAGAGGAAAAAAGGUUUUCAUUGAACUAGAUUCUGUUAUAUGCGAUACUCCUGCUAGAGCUUUUGUAAAAAACACGAAAGCUCACAAUGGAUACCAUGGAUGUGAUAAGUGUUGCCAGCCAGGUGUUUAUGUUAACAACAGAAUGACAUACCCCAGAAAUGAUUUUGUUUUACGGACUGAUUCAUCAUUUUCAGACAGAGUUGAUGAGGAGCAUCAUCAUCAUGGACCACAUGGAUUUUCUGGUCUAGAUGUGGGCAUGGUGUCUAGAUUCCCUUUAGAUUACAUGCACCUUGUGUGUUUAGGUGUCACAAGGAGAUUAUUAAAUAUUUGGCUCAGGGGUCCUUUGACGUUUCGCUUGUCCUCCAGUCUUGUUGAUCAGAUUUCUCAAAGUCUAAUUCAGAUGCGUGCGUACAUACCAGCUGAGUUUGCAAGGAAGCCGAGGUCUCUGAGAGAUCUAGACCGUUGGAAAGCUACUGAACUAAGACAGUUUCUGUUGUAUACUGGCUCUGUUGCUCUGGCACCACAUUUAGAUUGUGAUGUAUACAAUAACUUUAUGUUAUUGUAUACUGGUAUUUGCAUCCUUGUCAGUCCUCAGCUGUGUUCUAUGUUUAACAAUUAUGAGAAAAUGCUACUAACAACAUUUGUAAGUCAUUUUGGGGAGCUUUAUGGAAAAGAUGGCUUAGUGUAUAAUGUGCAUGGCUUGGUCCAUUUGUCAGCUGAUGCACAACUGCAUGGUUCUUUAGACUCCAUCUCAGCUUUUCCAUAUGAAAAUUACCUCAAUACACUGAAGAAGUUUGUGAGAAAGCCAGAAUUUCCUCUUGCACAGAUAAUACGAAGGUUAUCAGAGGUUGAAGACAUCAGAACUGUCGAGCUCCCCUGUAAAGCUUUAAGAAGGCAACAUUAUGUUGGACCUGUUCCCGACGGCCUUCAAGCUACAGCACAAUACAGGCAGCUGCAGACUGAACAGUGGUCAAUUAAAGUUUCCACUGGCGAUAAUGUUUUUGCUAUAGACAAAGACAUAUGUGUUAUCUAUAACAUUGUUCAGUCUGUCGAGGGCAUAUAUGUAGUGUUUAAAGUUUUAACACAGAUGGACAAUUUCUACAACUAUCCAAUGAGCUCGGAUUUUCUCAGAGUAUUCAUUGUCUCUCAUCCAACAGGACCGUUUAGGGUAGCCAAAAUAUCACAGAUCUCUCACAAGUGUGUGCUCCUUCCUUACAAAGAUAGAUUUGUUGUCAUGCCCUUCUUGCACAGCCAAAGUUAUAGUGCAGAGAUGGAUUAGUUCUGGGACAGCAACAUUGUGAUGGCCCAGAUCCAGCACUCAUCUAGCACGUAUGGAAUGGUGAUCUGUUAACAGGCUUAUUAAGGCUGAGAUGACCCCAUAUUUAAUAUUAAGAUAAGAUUGUGUGGCUCAGAUAAGGUCCAUGUCUGGUUUAUUCUUUGCUCUUUGCCUGCUAUGGCCUGCUUGUGGCCCAGAUCUGGAAAACAGGUGUGGAUCACCCAAGGUCCGUCAUUCAACACCAAAUGCAGGCUAGCUCCUCAUUCCUUAUGGGCUGGAUCUGGGCCAUCACAGUGUUGCUAUGUGGGCAGGUGGGGCUGUAAAAGGUGAGGGUUAAGGGCAGAGUGGCGGGAGACAAAACAAUUGAUGCUGACUAAAGACUGACUUAACACUCUGAACUGACGAAGAGCUGCUGUACUCCACAAAGGUUUCUGGAAACUUGUGGAUUUUGACAAUGUAGGGUUUUUGGAUGACUCCUAAAGGACACAGUUUUGAGAUUUGAUGUUUCUACUCAUCGAAUUUACAGAAACAAAAACUGUCAACAUUAUAUCCGAGUCGUGGUUUGAGGAUGGUGUCACUUGGUGGCCAAAUUAUAAAAGUGAUGAACGCAUAAAUAGAGCUAUCCAAAAAUGUGAAGAGCCAGGAGAAGACUGGAAAAAGUUUGAUGUCCGAGUCCUCUCAAGAACUGGUGAUUACCUUAAAGCAAGAGACAAACUGAGGGCCUCACUGACCUGUAAUACCUCUGAGUUACAAACAGAUGAUGAGGAAGAAGUCAUUAGGAAGAGAAAAAUUAAGCCAAGGCAAAUCUUUGGUGAUACAGAUUCUGACAGUGAGCCAGAGGGUGGUAUAAAGAGGAGAUACCACAAUCUCUCCACUUGUCUACCGCCACCUAUUCCUCCACCUACUCCUGACAUACCAUCAACUGAAACCUGCCAGACUUCCAUUAGACCUCUGCCAGAUCUGAGGCAGAUUGAAUAUUCUUCUUUCACUGCAGCACCACCUGUCCACUUUAAUGCAGCUGGAAUGCCUUCCAGUCCGCUACGCCACUGCUCUGUUGGAUAUGUCCCCAAUCUGAUGCCUCUUGAAGAUGGAUAUUAUACAGUGCCUCCAGUUGCUACACCUACCUCUGACAGGCCAUCAAGCUCUAUGGGCCACAUCUCUACCAUGCCUCAAAUGUCAAAGGAGCAUUCCUUCAGGCCCACGUUUAGACUGGGGAAGAUGGGCACUGGACCUAUUCCUUGCUCUGCUGCACAGCUGCACAUUCUAACAUUGUUAGAAAAUGUUAAGGAACAGCAAACACAGCUUGCCUUUGCUGUCAGUAAUCUUGCUGCACGACUGGGGACAGAAAAUCCUGUGGCUGAAAUGCCUCACAAUAUCAGUGUUCCACUGGCCACUAUGCCUGAAGUUGAGGAGCUGGAGGAGUGGCUUAAAGAUUCAAGAAACGCACGGGCUAAACAAAACAUGAUAUCUGCUCUGGGUGCUGUUGGAGGACAAAACACCAAAAGAAUCACCUGGAACAUACUUCAUAGGCUUUUCUCAGAUUCAGUAGCUAAAAAAAUUAACUGGAAAGGAGUCAAUGGGAAGAAGUGUUUCAAAGAAAUGCACACAAGAAGUUUGUUGAUCAGAGCUGUAAGGAGUAACCCGUCCUCUACCGGAGCAGCAGAUACUGACAUCGAUUCUUACGCUAUCCGUUGGUUCAAUCUUGCCUCUGACCGUGGCGGCGGCCGGAAAGAACGUGAAAGAGCCAAAGAGGCAUUAACUGAGAUAUCUCAUGGGAAUUAAAUCGCACAUGUGAAUGGGUUUGUUGUUCCAUGGCUUUGCUACCCGUUCUGUUUGGUUCAUGAUGGGUCUGCGGUUCAUAAUAUGAACAUUUUUUUGAUGCAGCUUUUUGCUGCCUCUUUCUACUCAAGAAAGAAGACCAACGUAUCUUUUUGUCACUUGUUUCCCUGACUUCUAUUAUUACCAUUCUCAGUUUAUUUUUAUAAUUUCUGUCAUCUUUCUAUGUCAUGUUUAUUUGUACUUCAUUAUAAAGCGACCUUGAGUUGUAUGAA